Messenger RNA from Aquila chrysaetos chrysaetos, 9352 nucleotides. RefSeq names its product ArfGAP with coiled-coil, ankyrin repeat and PH domains 3 (gene ACAP3). The record is from RefSeq and is a predicted model, not a curated record. Lineage: Eukaryota; Metazoa; Chordata; Aves; Accipitriformes; Accipitridae. Gene Ontology annotation, cellular component: cytoplasm. Gene Ontology annotation, molecular function: GTPase activator activity; protein binding. Bases 116 to 2722 code for a protein of 868 amino acids. The transcript is spliced from 25 exons.
GCGGCGGCGUGUGUGCGCCGGGCGCGGGGGGGCGGGCGCUUCUCCCGCUCGUCCUCGGCUGCCGGCGGGCGAUGCGCUUCCUCCGCUGAAACGCGCCGCGGGCUGAACCGGCAGGAUGACGGUGGAGUUCGAGGAGUGCAUCAAGGACUCGCCCCGGUUCCGGGCAACCAUUGAUGAAGUGGAAACAGAUGUGGUGGAGAUAGAAGCAAAGCUUGACAAGCUGGUAAAGCUAUGCAGUGGGAUGAUUGAAGCAGGCAAAGCCUACCUCACCACGAACAAGCACUUUGUCAGUGGAGUCCGGGACUUGUCGCAGCAGUGCAAGAAGGAUGAAAUGAUUUCGGAGUGCCUCGACAAAUUUGGAGACAGUCUGCAGGAAAUGAUUAACUACCACAUGAUCCUGUUUGACCAGGCUCAGAGGUCAGUCCGGCAGCAGCUGCACAAUUUUGUGAAAGAUGAUGUCCGGAAGUUCAAGGAAACCAAGAAGCAGUUUGACAAGGUGCGAGAGGACAUGGAGAUUUCACUGGUGAAGAAUGCCCAGGCACCUCGGCACAAGCCCCAUGAAGUGGAGGAGGCAACAGGCACCUUGACCAUAACCAGAAAGUGUUUCCGGCAUCUGGCCCUAGACUACGUGUUGCAGAUCAACGUCCUGCAGGCCAAGAAGAAGUUUGAAAUACUGGAUGCGAUGCUGUCCUUCAUGCAUGCCCAGUACACCUUUUUCCAGCAGGGCUACAGUCUUCUCCAUGAACUAGAUCCCUACAUGAAGAAACUAGCCACGGAGCUGGACCAGCUGGUGAUUGAUUCUGCAGUGGAGAAGAGGGAGAUGGAGCACAAGCAUGCACUGAUACAGCAGAGGACCCUCCUGCAGGACUUCUCCUAUGAUGACUCGAAGGUGGAGUUUAAUGUUGAUGCCCCAAAUGGAGUGGUGAUGGAAGGCUACCUCUUCAAGAGAGCUAGCAAUGCUUUCAAAACAUGGAAUCGGAGGUGGUUCUCCAUACAGAACAGUCAGCUGGUGUACCAGAAAAAGCUAAAGGAUGUCCUCACGGUAGUGGUGGAAGACCUGCGGCUCUGUACUGUCAAGCCGUGUGAAGAUAUAGAGAGGAGGUUUUGCUUUGAGGUCGUCUCACCUACCAAGAGCUGCAUGCUGCAGGCUGACUCAGAGAAGCUGCGUCAGGCCUGGAUUCAGGCUGUUCAAGCUAGCAUUGCUUCUGCAUACCGGGAGAGUCCUGACAGCUACUAUAUUGAAAGACUGGACCGGACUGCUUCCCCAUCGACUAGCAGCAUUGAUUCUGCUACCGACUCCCGGGAGCGCAGUGUGAAAGGAGAGACCAUCUUGCAGAGAGUGCAGAGCAUACCUGGGAAUGACCAGUGCUGUGACUGUGGUCAGCCGGAUCCUCGCUGGGCCAGUAUCAACUUGGGCAUUCUGCUGUGCAUUGAGUGCUCUGGUAUCCACAGGAGUCUGGGUGUUCACUGCUCCAAGGUCCGAUCUCUCACACUGGAUUCCUGGGAGCCAGAGUUACUGAAACUGAUGUGUGAGCUGGGGAACAGUACCAUGAAUCAGAUUUAUGAGGCACAGUGUGAAGAGUUGGGACUUAAGAAACCCACAGCAGGGAGCUCCAGGCAGGACAAGGAAGCCUGGAUCAAGGUGAAGUAUGUGGAGAAGAAAUUCCUGAAGAAGCUGCCAAGUGGGGAGACUCUAACAGAGAAUGAGCGGAAACCUCGACGCUGGUGUGUGAAGAAGUGCCAGAGACACAACAGCACCACGAAAGCACCCACAGCUCGUAGAAAGUACCGCCAUGAAGCAGGCAAUGCAUCACCAGCCAUGUUGUCAUCAGCAGCUACACUGGAGAGGAAGUUCCGUCGAGAUUCCCUUUUCUGCCCUGAUGAGCUGGACUCGCUCUUCUCCUACUUUGACACUGGUGCUGGCUCCGGCCCACGCAGUGCCAGCCACAUCUCUAUGCAGCAUCCGCUAACAGGUGGCCCAUGGAGUGGCAGUGGCAUUGGUCCCGGUGGGAGCGGUACGCCGUUCCUCCUGGACGGAGGUCUGAGCAGUGACAGUGGACUUGGAGGAAGCACGGAUGGCAGCACUGAUAUCCUGGUGUUUGGCUCUGUGGUGGACAGCGUGACAGAGGAAGAGUGCGAGGUGUCAGAGGAGUCAAGCGGUGAAGCAGAGAUUGAACAGGAAGCAUCAGAUUUGGAGGACCUGAGGGAGCUGCAUCCUGGCUUGUUGAUCUACAAGGCAGCACAAGCCCGAAACCUGCCUCUCAUGGCAGAAGCACUCGCACAUGGUGCUGAGAUCAACUGGGUGAAUGAUGAAGAUGAAAACAAAACUCCUCUGAUUCAAGCUGUGAUUGGGGGUUCCUUGAUAGCCUGUGAAUUCCUGCUGCAGAACGGGGCAGAUGUUAACCAAAGAGAUAGCCGAGGCCGAGCUCCCUUGCAUCAUGCCACAUACCUAGGGCAUACUGGUCAGGUCUGCUUGUUCCUCAAGCGAGGGGCAAAUCAGCAUGCGGUGGAUGGUGACGGGCAGGACCCGCUCAGUAUUGCUGUCCAGGCAGCCAAUGCGGACAUAGUUACCUUGCUGCGUCUGGCUCGAAUGAAUGAGGAGAUGCGAGAAGCAGAGGGCCCCUUUGGACAACCAGGUCAAUAUCCCAGCAACAGCCCUACCGAGCUGCAGUACAGAAAGUGUAUACAGGAGUUCAUCAGCCUUAAUAUAGAUGAGUGUUAGUGACAACUCCCCCACCUCCCCUUUGCUGUCUUGAAGUUGGGCUGAAUUUCUAGAAGCCCUGAGAGCCCCAUCCUUGGUAUAUUGGUGUUUCUUGCAGAUUGGUCUGUUUUUGAUGCCUGCACAUAUAGGUUGAGAUGCACACAGGAAGGAAAAGGGGUCUUUCCUGUUAGCGUUAAGUUCUCAUGCUUGACUACUGGAUGGUUGAUUUUGUGUAGGAGACUCCUAGGGCAUAACCACAGACCAUGGCGUGUGGACUUGAGUGUGUGAGAAGUAUGGGAGACGAGUUUAGCAUUAAAAAAAAAAAAAAAAAAAAAAAAAAAAAAAGAAAAGAAAGAGAAGAAAAGGAAACCCUCUAUCACCAGGAGAAACCCACCAACAAUACGAUCAGACGAACCUGUCUCUGCUUCAGUGUAGUUACCAUGCACUGAGUUCUCGUCUGAACAGUUUGUUUGGAAGGGAUUCUGACAUGGAGCCCUCUGUCCUGGCAGCGUGACCAGCAGCCUGCUCUCUCAUGGGACUGCUGCAGCGACUGGGAGCUGCUGGGGCCAGUUUAGAAAACUAAAAGAUGACCUCUUAAGUCAGGAACAGGCUGUUUUGUGGGGCAGAGAUAUUUUGCUCCAGAAGGCACAACGGAAGGGGUAGAAUUGAGAGCGACGGCUACUCACCCUAAUUGCUCUCAGGACUAUACCAGCCAUGCUCCCCUUUUUUCGCCCUUGGUGGUUAGCUGGUCAAAGCCAUAGCUCGCCUGCUUCCAGGCCCAAGAUGCAAUCUGCAUGGUGUUAUGGAAGCAGCAGUGCUAAUUCUUUGAGGCUGGGAGAAGCUUGUCGCUGGCGAUGGGCUUUGUGUCAGGGAAGAAAAGCCACAUCCAACUCCCACUGCCUAAAUGGCUGGCUGCACGAUGCAAUUUUGACUUUGGUUCAGUUUGUUUCCUGGUCACUUCAGAUUUCUGACUUAGCAUCUCUGUGAAGGAGACUUCGACUUGCAUGUGUAUCCCUCUGUGCUCUCCCCCCGCAUGCUGAAGCAUGUGAGUAGGGCAUCUCAGCAGCUGGCCCAGGGGCUUUUGAGUUCCCCAGUUCCAAUGACUGGCAGAAUCUUCUUUUUGUUUCUUUCCUUUUUCUUGUAGUAUUCUUUGCUGGAGUGGGGGAAUUUGUUUCUACUUAGAGCACUUUGCUAUGUUUAUGGUCUGUAUUAUAGGGAUCAUGCUACAGUAGCUCUGCAGAGAUGCUGCAGCCAUGUAAUCCCGUCUCAGGAGGGCUUACAGAGCACGUGUACCACUGGCAGAUUAUCCUCCGGCUGUGAGUUUGGAUGCCAAGCUGAGGUGUGCACCUGUAAAAGCCUCUUCAGAAUGCCCUCAGCUGCAAUUGAUGUUAGAGUUUUUUUCAGGACUCGUGGGUGGUAGUCCACAACUGGUAUUUAGCCUGCCUGGGCACCUAGGCUGCUGGCUCUGGGGUUGGGCCAUAGUGCCUUAUGGAUAAUGCUGGGAUCUUGAGCGGAUCAAGAUCUCGCAAGGAACACAAGAAUACCAGGCAGAAUUCCCCAUCCUCCUGCAUUACAUCAGCAGUGAUACACAAUCAUACUGUUUUUCAUCCAAUACACGGUUGACUACUUUUUUUUGUAUACUGGCUGCUGUCAUGCUGCAGCCCUUAGUGGAUUAAACCUUUGCAGGUUUGUUUCUAUUGACGUAAUUGUGUCCUCAGAUACUGGAGCAACAGUGAUCCAGCUCUUCACCCAAGAUACUGCCCUCAGAGACUGAACCAGCAGCAGUGUCCACCCACGCAUCUAAAAGUGGAACAAUAAAGAAACUCCACUUACUCUCUAGUAGGGUGUCCUCUCAGUUCAAAGGAGAGUCCCUGCUUCCUUAGGAAAGUGCUGUCCCAAGUUUUGCUGCAGCCAGACCACAGUAUUCUGUCUGUGCAGUCUUGAAGUCCAUCUUUGUUUUGUCGCUUUCUCAUUCUUGCUCCCUUUGGAGAUUUGGGAUGCACAGUACCAAGUGCUGAGUUCUGAUCUCAGUCCCAAUUGUCUGUUGUGAAUCUGAAAUGGUCCUAGUGACUGUGCUGAAACUGCUGCAGAUCAAUGGCAGUGCAAAAUCUGAUCCCAGGGCCUUUGGUGGUUCCCUAAAUAACAAACAAUCUCCUUCCACCAAUCUUGGAAAAUAAAAAUUAAUGAGCUUGGCCCCAUCAGCCUUUUUAUCACUGGCAAUGCCUUUCACGGCAUUUUCUCCAUCGCUCCACUUUUUCUGUCCCAGGAGGCCGGUGCUCUGCACACAGCAUGCUGCCGCUGAACCUGCGCUAUGUAACUCCUGGCUCGCGUGAACCUGCUGAUGCACGGCACGCUGAUGGGUUGGAGAGGGAGUGCACCGUGCAGACUUGCAUUUGGCCUUCUUAGCUGUUCAAUGCCUGGUCUGAAACUAUUCGGUAGUCUUUGACCAGGCAAUACUCCUUCUGAACUCUUCUCUGAGUAGAAGCUGUAGGAUGUGCCCUUAACAGUUGGCAGAGGGCAGAUCACUUGGUCUGUAUUCGUAUUCUGUUCAGCUGUGGCACCCUCAGGAUUGAUUCAGGACCGCGUGUGGGAUGAAGCAGUGUGGCAUGAAAUGCCAUUAUUGCUGCAAUUCAGUUUCAGAGGAACGCUAGGGUGUAUAAAUCCUUAGUUCAGAGGACAAUUUCUUUGUGAGUAGGGACCGUGCUCUGAUUGUAGCUCCCACAUGUGACUCUGGAGUCGUAUCACUGGAUGAAGAGGGCUGAUUCCAGGCAUACACCUGUGUAAGUGAUACCAAAUGCAGGCAGAUGUGCACUGUGCAUAGCUGUUGCUGCAGUGCUGCUACAUGGUCUCCUUCAGUUUGCGUUUAGUAUGCCCUGGGUUAAGUAUCUUUCUUCCUGAUACCUGUGUGAAGGUAUAGCUGGCAUCACUGCCCACUCAGCGUUUCUUGUGCAGGAUUACAGAAGGUUACCGCUUUACAUUCUCGUGGAGCUUCAUCUUUCGGUCCUUUGCAUUGGACAUUGUCUUCUUUCUGGUCCAAGGCAUCCUAAACCUAAACGGGCUUCCCCACUGAGCAGGGCGGUGCCUUCACUUGUGUGUCACUGCCCCAUUUGACACCCCUUCCUUAUCAGUUGAGCCUGCUUACUCUGCAGCUGGUGGUAGCGUUACUGUCGGUCUGAGCAGGGUCAGGAGCAAAUCUGUAGUCUUAUAAAUCGCCUGCGUGACAUGCCCUGCAGACCUCACUGCUCUGUGCAGAGCUCGGAUGGCGUUGGGUGCUGUUGGCCAGUGAAAUGAGUUGCGGUGCUGAACCUGCUAGCAAUACAGCAAAGCCCUUAAGUACGUGUCUGCCUUCAGCAGGACUGUGCUAUGCUUAUGGUUAGAUCAUGCAGAUCAGCCUGCGGCAUCCAGACCAGCACUUAGAGUGCUGAGUACAGCCAAGAACUCGCUCUGCUUCCUGGGUUAGGAAGUGAGAGAUUCUCUGUAAUGAAUUCUCUUUGAUAAUCCUAUCCCAUUUUAUACUGAUCUGCAUCAAUUUAGACAUUUGUCAGUGCUGACGUCCUCUCAAGUUAUGCGCUUUCCUAGAAAAAUGCCACACUGAAUCAAAGCUGGCAUUCUUCAGGGUACUUCAAAGAUCUUGAAAGUGAAAUAGAUGUUUCACCACUGCCACGGUUCUCCUCUGUUAAUGAAUUUCAGCAUGGUCAUUGUCUAGCAAUGUUUUUUACAUGUACAGCAACUUAAAACACCCCAAUUGGUUUUCCAGCUUUUUAUGAGAAGUUAGAAAUACGACUGAUCCUUUCUGUAAGCCAGUGAGAACUGGAGACAUGGCUUCCACUUUGGGUCAUUUUAUUUCACAGUCAGCAUUAGUGGCUCACGAGAACAAUACAAAAAUCAUGUACAGUUAGGUCCAUUGGAGCUCAGACUCACUGCUGAAGUACAUGAAGUUAAAGCAUAUGUAAAUACUGAUGCAAAAAGCAGUGUCUUGCAAGACAAUUUAUCUAUUUAACAUGUAUUGGUACUUUAUUUAGAUUCAAUGUAUAAAGCAACUUUGUGCACUUUUCCUACAUACAGUAUUGGGGGGGUUUAUGUUCUUUUGUUAUGGAUUUUGUGCUGUCUUUUUUAAUCAGUGAAAUUGUUAAGUAUUUAAUUUAUUAUUGAUGUGCCCAGAGGACUAGUGCAAUUUUUAUUCAAUACAGUUUGUCUGUAUUUAAUGUCAGGAUUUUUUUGUAGCAUUGUUAGGAAAUCUUUUUCAAAACCUGCCUUUCCCCCCCCCACAAUUUUCCUUUCUCCCCCCCCCCCUUUUCUAUUUUCAUUAUACAGAUUAUGAGGCAUUAAAUGCCUCUAGUUUGAAAUAUAAUCAAACACUUUAGUACAUCCUGCAGUUUCUAAAACAAAAAAGUUCUCCAGGAAAAAAAUGCUAAGGAGGCACUUCUCAAUGUUUUCUGUGUUUAUUUGAUUUUUUUUUUUUUGAUUGGGUUGUAUGUGUGUGUGCAUAGAAGUUUGGAGGGGAGAGUGGGGAAAUUGUACAGAAAAUUUGUUUUCAGCAAAGUAAAUGGCCAACCAGGCUACAGGGAAGACUGGAUAUUGAACACUUUUCUUUUUUUCCUUCUUCAAAUACAGCUGCAUUUGUGUUGUACAAUCUUGUUUGAAAUAUCUAAUGCCAAAACUACUCUCUCUUCAUUCUUCCUUUCUUUUCAAAGAGUGCGUAUGUUAUCUAUAUGAUAGUAACUUGGUUGCAACCACAGUUAACAUGAGGAGAUUUGCCUUUGUCUAGAAAGCAACAUGCCAGGCAUCGUCAAAACACAAAUGGAUCCAAACCAUUGCCUCAGCCAUGCAGAUUCUGUCAUCUUCUGAGUUUUUGAGAUCUGGGUGAAUAUUUAUAUACCUGUCCUAGCUUUUGUUUGACUUGACCCAAACCCUGUAACUAAGUGCCUGGACAGGUAGUCUAGGUUUGAAUCUUUGGGGUCUGCCACAUGUCUCUGAUUCCAAAUGGGAUGAGUUCAGGUUGCUGGCAGGUUGAAAUGAUACCCUCUGUGUUCCCUCUCCACAUGUCAUCCAGGGAAGCCUCAGGUUAUUUUAAUAUUGUUGUCUCUGAGAUGGUCUCUGCAAUGUGAAAUUUCUUUGAGCAGUCUAGAGGAAAAACCUGGAAUUGGAAGAGUUUAUCUCUUUAAAGAGAGAUUUGACAAGACUGUGAUCAGCAUAAGAUAGAUCAGUAACAUCUCAGACCAGCAAAAAUGGCCAUUAUUUAUGCAAGAUCAAAACAAGACCUCGUAAAGAAAUGCACUGAUUAACUUAUUGUCCAGUGGCCACAACACAGCUGUUGUCUACUGCUAAACUACUGUGUUGUUCCUGUGCUGCUCGACUGUCCCUGAACCCACUUCUCUCUCCUCACUGCCCGAGCAUUAUUGCUUUCAACCAAAGACAAAACAGGAUCAACGGAUUAAAUGUGAUAUUAAACCAUUGGUUAGCUGAUGACAAACAUCUGUGUGAGCGCGCAUGUGUGUAAAAGUGUGUCGUGCUGUUCUAUGGAGAAGGGGGUGUGGGGAAGAAGUGACGGAGCAGGAGAAGGGAGGGUGGGAGUUCUGAAGAAACAACUUUUUUUUUUUUUUUUUUUUUUUUUUUUUGAGAUUCCAAAAUACAGAGUGCUGUUUCCAUAGGAAUGUGAUUCAUAUCAGUCUGCCUGCUGGUUCCUCAGCCUUGUAGGGAAUUUGGGCUGGGGUACAUCCCUUCGGAGUUGUAUGCCCAGCACUGUGUUAGUGCCAAGAUAGGGCAGCUGCGUAGUUCUGGGGAGGGAAUGAGGGAUAGAGGUGGGGGUAGGAGCCGAAAUAGUUUCCAAGGCACGAGGAGGACCGUGUGUGUUUCUAGUGCAGCAGCUGAGACGGCUAGAGAGGCUAGCUGGAGUAGGAGUGUUUGCUCCCCAAACACAUCUCGGCACUUAGCACCUUCCUCGCCGCGAAGGCCACGAAGGAGCGCGUUUAGUUUGUGCGUCCUAGCGCUCCAACAGGCGACACGCGGGGGGCGGCUGGGUGGUUGUCUUCAGGUUGUCCCUGGAUCUGUAGACCUGUCUCGGUUGACUUCCAUCCGUCACGUCCCUCCAACAGCAGACGAAUGUUAGUGUGGAUUCCCCAUCCUGGGAGCCCUCUACGUGAGACCUGGGGCUGCUGAAUCCCAGAAAUAGAGUAAGACUUUUUUCCUGUAGGGUUACAUAGGCUGGCAGCCUGGACUGAAAGCCUUUGAGAUGAGAAAGCCCAGCCAGCUUCUUCCUGGCUAAGGCUCCCAUACCUUCCUAUCUAAACAGCACAGAGAGAGAAAGAAGUUCUUCAGCUAAGUCAAAGCUGCUAAGUGUGGUUGAUUAAUACGGCUCUGUUACACACUGAAUGGCUGGGCUGCUGUACCAGGGGCUGACACUUGCUGUAAAUACGCUAUAACCUAUUAACCUCCUUCACUUGCCUGCUUUCAGUGCAACUUUGUAACACGUUUUUUAAUUCCCCCUUUCCCUACACAGCCUGUACUGACUGUAACUAUGGAACCGGAUAUUCUGUAUGUUAUUAUCUUUGUACAAUUUUAAAAACUGUUGCUGUGGUGUCUGCCUUUUUUUCCCCUCCCUUCUCUUCUAUUGUCUCUUGAAACACUGUUAAUAAAAAUCUAGAUAAACUC